Messenger RNA from Gasterosteus aculeatus aculeatus (three-spined stickleback), 6489 nucleotides. The record is from RefSeq and is a predicted model, not a curated record. NCBI's taxonomy places the organism in Eukaryota, Metazoa, Chordata, Actinopteri, Perciformes, Gasterosteidae.
GAGGGGGGGGGGGGGGGGGGGGAGAGGGAGAGAGAGAGGGAAGGAGGCUGCAGACUUUCCGGCAGAGAGGAAGAGGAGAGGAGGAAGAAGAGACAGAGGCGGCGGACUCUCCAUCUUCGCCAUCCCAAUCAUGACUCUGGAAGACGUCCUCUGAAACUGCGCUCGGUGCAAAGACUCUUCAGCUACGGGACGGUGCCACACUGAGCUCUGACCAGAUGGAGGUGAAUGCGGCUAGAAAACGCCAUCGCACACGAUCCAAAGGAGUCCGAGCCGCCGUGGAAGCAGCGACUCAGGAGUUGUUCAGCUGUCCCACUCCGGGCUGCGAUGGCGGCGGCCACGUCAGCGGAAGUUACCCAGAAUCAUCUCCUGUCGGAGAGCAGGAGGAGCAGAGACGGUUACUGAUGGUGUUUUGUGACCUCUCGUCUCUCUGCAGCGUCUACGGCUGCCCGCUGGCCAAGAAGAGGAAAGCUCUGGAGAAACAACCGCUGGAGCCGGCUGCCAAGAGGAGGCCCUUCCUCACGCCCUGCAACGGGGGGGAGGAGGACGCCGGCGCCUACGCCCGGUACCAGAACCGAGCCCUCGCGGAAGGGAAGGAGCAGGGUGAGGUAGUGGAGGAGGACGAGGAGGAAGAGGAGGCGGAGAGAGAAGGAGAUGAAGACGUGGAGGACGAGUUCUCGGAGGACAACGAGGAGCAGGAGGAAGAGGAGGAGGAUGAAGAGGAGGAGGUAGAGGUGGGGAGAGCGGGUGCGACAAUGGGAGGAGAGCGGGCGGAGGAAGAAGAGGAGGAGGAGGAAGAGGAGGAGGGGAUGUACGAGGAGGAGGAAGAAGUGGAGGAUGGUGAUGAUGAGGAGGAUGAGGCAGAGGAAGACGAGGAGGAGGAUGAGGAGGAGCCACGUCGUCAGCAUGAGAACCACUACAAACCCGCGGGACAAUCAAAGCUGCUUCUCAUUCAGAAGGACGACAACAACAACCACAGCUGCACCAUCGGCGCCGGCAACGCCCCCGGGGAGGAUUACGAGAACUACGACGAGCUGGUCGCCAAGUCGCUGCUCAACCUGGGGAAGAUCGCGGAAGACGCCGCCUACCAGGCCCUGACCGAGUCCGAGAUGAACAGCAACUCCUCCAACAGCGGCGGGGAGGACGAGGACGACGAGGAGUACGACGCCGGCGGCCGCGGCGGCCGCAAGGGCGAGCUGAGCGUGGACUUGGACAGCGACGUGGUCCGGGAGACGGUGGACUCCCUCAAGCUGCUGGCGCAGGGACACGGAGCCAUGCUGCCCGAGGACGGCUACCCGGACGGCGGCAUGCUGGGCGACGCGGGCCACCACGCCAACGGGAGGCCCGGCGUCGGGGUGAGGGUUCAGGCGGACGAGAGCGAGGAGGAGGUGUGCCUCAGCAGCCUGGAGUGUCUGAGGAACCAGUGCUUCGAUCUGGCCCGGAAGCUGAGCGAGACGCAGGCGUGCGACCGCCCGGCCCUCCACGCGCUGCACCACCAGCUCCAGAUGCCGGCGGACCACCAGGUGGUGCAUCACCUGAACAGGUACGACAGCUGCCAGCAGAGCGCCCAGGAGGAGCACCGGUCCCUGGAGCGCAGCUACUCCGACAUGGUGAACCUGAUGAAGCUGGAGGAGCAGCUGAGCCCGGGGUCCAGAGGGUAUCCGACCAGCUGCAGCCAGGAGGGCGACGAGGACACCACGUCGGUGGCCUCCGACCGCUCGGACGAGACCUUCGACAUGGCCAAGGGAAACCUGUCGCUGCUGGAGAAGGCCAUCGCCCUGGAGUCGGAGAGGGCGAAGGUCAUGAGGGACCGCAUCGCCUCGGAGCACUCGCUGCCCCGUCGGGACCACCACCACCACCACCACCACCGAGGCCACGGCGAGCACAGCUCGCGGCUGAGCUGCGCCGGAGAGGAGCGCAAGUCCAGGAUGCACCACGACGGGUUGAAGAGGGCGUUCUACCCGAAAGACUCUUCCCGAGGGGACAAGAAGGAGAGCAAGUGUCCGACGCCGGGCUGCGACGGCACCGGCCACGUGACGGGUCUCUACCCGCACCACCGCAGCCUGUCCGGGUGUCCCCACAAAGACCGGGUCCCUCCUGAGAUCCUUGCCAUGUAUGAGAAUGUUUUAAAGUGCCCCACUCCCGGCUGCUCUGGACGGGGUCAUGUCAAUAGCAACCGGAACUCGCACCGCAGUCUGUCCGGCUGCCCCAUCGCUGCAGCAGACAAGAUGUCGAAGGUCCACGAGAAAAGCAUCCCGACUGAGAGCGGCAGUAAGACCAAUCAGACGUCAGACCGCGUGCUCAGGCCGAUGUGCUUCGUCAAGCAGCUGGAGAUCCCUCAGUACGGCUACAAGAACAACGUCCCCACCAGCACGCCGCGCUCCAACCUGGCCAAAGAGCUGGAGAAAUACUCCAAGACCAGCUACGACUACGGCGGCUACGACGGGCAGCACGGCGGCGGCUACGGGAAGCGAGGCCUCGCCACCAAGCUCCCCCACGGCCGGGACACCUCCCCCAAAGGAUACGACGCUAAGCGCUACUGUAAGACGUCGAGCCCGGCCAGCAGUACGACCAGCAGCUACGCCCCCAGCAGCAGCAGCAGCCUGAGCUGUGGAGGAGGCGGCGCUGGAGGAGGAGGUGGAGGAGGAGGAGGAGGAGGAAGCAGCGCCAGCAGCACCUGCAGUAAGAGCAGCUUCGACUACACCCACGACAUGGAGGCGGCCCACAUGGCGGCCACGGCCAUCCUCAACCUGUCGACGCGGUGCAGGGAGCUCCCCCACGCGCUGGGGGGGAAACCCCAAGACCUGCUGACUCAGAGCCCCGUGGGCGACCUGGAGGACGGGGGGCCGCUGGACGUGGGGGGCCAGCCCGGCGGGCCGGAGGGCAGCGGGACGGUGCUGACCCCCCUGCAGCCGAUGUCCCCCCAGCGCCAGGCGCUGCUCAGCAGCCGCUGCUACCAGCUGAGCGAGGCCGACUGCUGGGACCUGCCUGUGGACUACACCAAGAUCAAACGCCUGGGGGGCGAGGAGGAGCACAAGGAGUCUGCGUACUUCUCGUCCCUGCACCAGGCCGACCAGCUGGACCCCUUCCAGGAGCUGCUGGAGGAGCAGCGCUACCCGGCCGAGGCCCCCGUGCACAGCCCCAAGCACCACAAGUACCCGGCCUGCAAGGAGGGCAAGAAGGAGCUCCUCACGCUGUCCAGCUGCCAGCUGGCCGACAAGAACAUCCGCGGGAUCAUGACGACCAACUCUCAGGACCUCAGGUGUCCGACCCCCGGCUGCGACGGAUCUGGACACAUCACGGGAAACUACGCCUCCCACAGGAGUCUGUCCGGCUGUCCCCGAGCCAAGAAGAGCGGCAUCAAGAUCCUCCACAGCAAAGAGGACAAGGACGACCAGGAGCCAAUCAAGUGUCCGGUGCCGGGCUGUGACGGACAGGGUCACGUGACGGGGAAGUACGCCUCCCACCGCAGCGCGUCGGGCUGCCCCCUGGCGGCGAAGCGGCAGAAGGACAACUACGUCAACGGCUCGCAGUUCGUCUGGAAGUCCGGCAAGACGGACGGAAUGAGCUGCCCGACGCCGGGCUGCGACGGCUCGGGACACGUCAGCGGGAGCUUCCUGACCCACCGGAGCCUCUCCGGGUGUCCCCGGGCCACCUCGGCCAUGAAGAAGGCCAGGAUGAGUGGCGUGGAAAUGCUGACAAUCAAGCAGAGGGCGAGCAAAGGCAUCGAAAACGAUGAAGAAAUCAAACAGCUGGACGAGGAAAUCAAAGAUCUGAACGAGUCCAACACUCAAGUGGAGUCCGACAUGAUCAAACUGAGGACACAAAUCACCACCAUGGAGACCAACCUGAAGUCCAUUGAGGAGGAGAACAAGGUGAUCGAGCAGCAGAACGACUCGCUGCUGCACGAGCUGGCGAACCUCAGCCAGUCGCUCAUCAACAGCUUGGCCAACAUCCAGCUUCCACACAUGGAGCCGAUGAAUGAACAGAACUUUGACACGUAUGUGAGUACGCUGACCGACAUGUACACCCACCAGGACCAGUACCAGAGCCCGGAGAACAAGGCGCUGCUGGAGAACAUCAAACAGGCCGUUCAGGGGAUCCAGGUUUAGAACCGAUGCAGAGCAAAAACAACGGGGAAAAAAAAGGUCAAAAAGGAGGAACGGGUUGUUUUUUGCUGCUGCGAUCGGCCGUCGUUCGUUUAAUUCUUCUGCUGUUAUGCUCUCGACUCCAUUGGUAUCUCUUUUUUAAAUUAUUUUCAUUGUCGUUGCCUUGCUUUCAAAAACAAUUACCGACGUUUUAAACGAACAUUCACGUUUUGUACAUUUUCAUAUGACCUAAAAUAAUGUGAUGUACUGUUUAUAGCUGCUGAUGCACAUUCCAGUGUAAUGUAUGUAUUUAUUUAUUGUGAGCUUGAAUCAUUACCUGAUUAAACUGGGAUUAAACUUGGAGCUGUGGGGGGGGGGGGGGGGGACCGGAAGAGCGAUCAUUCAACAAAGCUUUUCUCACCAGCUGCAGAGACGCAGGCGGUUUCAUUAAGUCAUUGGUUCAUCUUGGAAGCGGACUCUCAAACGUCACCACACGGAAACAAAACGUCCCGUCGUUUGUUCCUCCCUGUCCUGUUCCUGUCACUCUUCUUCGUUGGUGCGAAAAAAGACGAACGGCCACAGAAAAAAACGUGGGAGACAAUCUGCCAUUCCCCGUUUCUUUUAAUCAUCGACCUUGAAGCGUAGCUAUUAGGACAACGUGUCAGCAAUAUUGGUAUGAUAAUCUUAAAUCCUUUUGUUUGGAUAUGGGAUGCAAUCUACGUGGAGAAAAACAACGUUUGGGUAUAUGCAAUUUCUUAUGAAUAAAACUAGCAGAGAGCGGAUAGAUCUUUUUACUAAAUAUAAAUGUAUUGCGUUUUGUACAAACCUUUUACUACAAUCACGUUCUAGGAGUGAAAGGCCUUCGGUUGCGUCAUGUUGGACACCUUGGUUUCCAUGUUUUGAUGUUUUUCCCGUUGAGACGCACCUGGGGGGCGAAAGGCUUCGUAGAUGCGAUUUCUUUCUUUCUUUCUGAAAAGGCCGACGGCUCCGCUGGAACUUACAGGGUCAAACGUCCCCCAUCCGUCAUUGUAUAUUGCACUCGUUCUGUAGAAAAACGUCUUUCCAAUCACGCGCCCCGGCGGGACGCGGGCGCCACGGUGACCAAGCAGCACUUUUUUCUUUAACGGUCGUUGAUUGUUGGUCUAAAAAAAAAAAAGAGGAGUUAAAAAGGUGAGGCACUGAACUGAGCGAGUGGUUCGCAGUGCUGGUGGAACGCCGUCGAUCAUGCAUGCACUUUAUGGGAGUAUGUCAAAGUAUUAUCACGUGCUAAACGAAGCGUGUACAGCGAGUUUGUGGAGACGGAGACCUGUUCACUGUUUGAAGGAAGACUCCCCCGCGCGGCCCCCUCAGUUCUGCCCCACCGAAGCCUCCAUUAUAACAGGAAAACAGCAACUCCCAAGGUGCAUUGCAAGGAGAUGCAACCAAUCAGACUAAAAUUUGUCGUUAACGAUGGGUGGAGACUAGAGAUUAUUCUUUUAAUUCGGGGGCAAUAGUGUAUGAAUUGGGUAAUAUAUAUAUAUGUACACAUGUAUUCUAAAUGACUGUGAAAACAUUUGAUCCCUUUCUUCAUUUAUUUGAUCCUGGAAUUGAAGACACAGCCCCAGACUGUGAAUCAGGAGUCACACACGUUCUCUCACUUUGUAGUGUGUCUGAAGUAUUUUUGUAAUUCUAAAAAGACAUUUAAGGGGAAAAAUCAAGAGUUCUCAAUCUUUAACUUCCUAGCAUGUAAGUGGUGACUGUUUCUGGAACAUUUCUCUGCUCAGUCCAGUUUGAACAGUUGGAAACAUUCAGCGGGGGGAGUUUUCCUUCAAAGAUGCCUCUUCUUUGGACUCAUUCUUCACAUCUCCGUCCAAAGCUUCGUGUCUGCAGCUUCCUGCCAGUAAACUACUGCAUUAGAUAGACUGACAGCUUGUAUUUUUAUUGAGUCAGUUAUUCUAACUGAUAACAAAGGAAAUGGGAGUUAAAGCACAAUUCUGCCACUUAAAGACAGUCAAUAGACUAGAUGAUGUAAUAUCAGAUGUAAAAGCUAAACUGUAACUAUUUACAUAGAGAAUUUCAACACUAACAUGUGACAUGCUAGAAUGCAAAAAGAAACCCAUAUGAAUAUUUGUGAAGUCAUACGUUUAUGAAAAUGUUUGUUUGUUUUCAGCGGUGCAUUGAUGAGGGGUUUUUAUACAACAUUCAUUUCCUCUCUUUUUACCCCUUUUUUUCUGUGCUACUCGCUACCUUUCAACAGCAGUUUUCUGAUCACAUGGCAUGGGUUUUUGUUGAUAUUUUACCUGUAUGUUUAAGGUCACGAGAUACGCAACGUGAUAUUUUAAGUUGACUUGUGAAGUUUGUACAAUUUUUAUCAUGCUGGUGUUGGCAUCUCUUGCUCUGAAUAAAUCUUGUGUUGCGACACUGA